AUGCCUAAUAACACAACAACGAGUCGCCGUUCGCAAGGUUUAUCUCGGUGUCGUCCGAAGGUCAUCCUCAGCAAGGAAGCUAGAGCUCUUCUCACCUCCCAGCGUCGCCAAAAAUCUAAGGGUUUCAAGACAGCACUCAAUGAUGCUUGGCUCCAUAUCGACGAAACGGUGAAGACAAUCGCCUCGUCUCACCACAAGAGUAUCCGACGUGUCGCAAACAACUUGUAUAUGGGCCGUGGAGGGCUGCGCUUCAAGCAUUCAAAGUCAAACGCCUGGAAUGCAUUUUGCUGGAAGAAAAAUCAGGAGGCGAAGGAUGAAAAUGCUCAAACUAGCUCCGGAAAAGGUGUACUGCAAGAUCUUCUACAUAACUACUCCGAUGAAUAUCGCGAGCUCUCUCAGGAUGAAAAAGACCGUCUUGUCGAAGAAUACGAGGAGAAUAAGCUUCUCAAGUCCACAGGUAUUAAAAUCUCAACGAAGUCCAAGAUUAACAAUGUCACCCAAACACUGAAGGCUAUCGAGAACGAGUUGAAUAGUCUUAAGUGUCACACCGGCGCUGAAACAAUUCUUUACAUGGUGCGGGGCUCUACUGACAUCCCACUACGUGGUAUAAUAUUUGCCACCGAAGGUGUCAAUGAUUUCAUGGCGUCGGUAAUGAAUAUUGAUGACCAGCACCUCGUCAGCAAGAUGGAAGGUUUUGCUAUCCAAGGCAUGCGAGGUGCCGCCCACAAUUACAAGGACUGCUGUUCGGAGAAGCGGGCAUUAAUAAGACAACAAAUCAAUCGCGCACUUCAGGAAAUCACUAAGGUACCAAAGGCAAUGAUGCAGUGGGCGAACUACUGGCACAACGUUGUCCAAUGUUAUCGCAUCAUCUGUGAAGGUUGGCCUGCCCACAUCCCAUUCAAAAAUCUUAGCGAAGCGUCUACUUCCCUUCCUGAGCUGCAGAUGCUCCAUGACAUGUGGAAGAACAAGCUGAUUUCAUGGAGACUCCUCGACGAGGACGAAUACCAGCGGCUCCUUCGAGAGCACAACGAGAAGGUCAAUACUGGAGAGAUUGUUGAGUCCUCCCGUCGGCCUCGCUCAGACAAGGGGAAAAAACGCGUCCGACCAACGGAGGAACCUUCCAUUCCUCGUCGCAAGAAGAUAUACAAAAGCCUAGACACUAUUGAGAGUAGUGAUGAAGAGGUCAAUGCACCACACACAGGCACUUCGGCGCCUUCACCCUCAGUGCCUUCGCCCUCUUCUGUCCAACCCUCUGUGUCUACUUCGGCACCUUCGCCUUCACCUCCUUCUGUCCAGCCCUCUAUGUCUACUUCGGCGCCUUCGCCUUCGCCUCCUUCUGCCCAGCCCUCUAUGUCUACUUCGGCACCUUCGCCUUCGCCUCCUUCUGCCCAGCUCUCUAUGUCUACUUCAGCACCUUCGUCUUCGUCUCCCUCUGCAUCUACUUCGGCUCCUUCAACAUCAACUGCUUCUGCCAGUACCUGA
Suillus discolor is the source of this 1482-nucleotide messenger RNA. RefSeq lists its product as uncharacterized. Bases 1 to 1482 code for a protein of 493 amino acids. The transcript is spliced from 5 exons. The record is from RefSeq and is a predicted model, not a curated record. Lineage: Eukaryota; Fungi; Basidiomycota; Agaricomycetes; Boletales; Suillaceae.